UUGUUUCACGGCAACGAACAAAGAAGUCGAGAUUCUAAGAGAGAACGUUCAUGUGUGUUGAGACAUUGCGUCUCUUACAGAUAGUUGCCUUAAAGAUGGAAAGACUACGGGAGGGAAAGAUAACAUUGUGAUAUAGUAAUAAGAGCGCAAAAACGUACUAAACUCAAAGCCUGGACAAUAGAGAUGCUCUCCAAAUUGUCAUCACCAGAAAUACCGCCCAAUAUAUCGUGUACAUGCACAGAAUGCACAACAUUUCUCAGGCCAAGCUUCGCCUCGAAAUCCCAUUUCCCACGAAACUUCUCACACUCCGUCCUCCCAGCCACCAAUACUUUACCCCACGCUCAGGCGCCAACAUGUAUCGAUAAACUAUCAUUAGCAGCAUACGACGCACAGACUAUAACCUCGGUAACAGUGCCGCCAGUCACCAAGGUUCUCAACAGGCAACGCCAACUCAGUGUCAUCACUUCUACAAUACACACUAUGGCCAACAUACGUAGCGCAUUUCCGAAAACCCCAGGCAACUUCUGGUGCUCAAAUCCACACUGCCGAACUCGCGUGCCGGUCGUUUCACGCUUGACUACCACAACUGGAUCGCGCGCGAGGCCACUAUGCGACGAACAUAUUGAACAAUCUUUUGAGGUGGAUAGAUCUCAUGGCCCAGUUGGAAGAUAUGUAGCUUUUUCGAAGGGCACUGACAUAUCAGAGACCAUGGAUCUGUACCAGCCCACCGGUGUGGAGAGCCGCUGGGGAAGUAAUGAUCGAGAUGGGGCGGGAAAGCCGGAAUUGGGUCCUAGGAUUAGUCCUUUAGCUUCUCGGGAAAGCCUUGGGUCUUGGGAGAGUGACAAUGCAGAGUUUGUAUGGGAUACGAAGGCGUUUGAUUCGAAGCUCUGCUGGUGAGGCUAACUUGGCCUUUUCAUCGAGUUUGAUAGGAAUGCCGACAUUCGCAUAAGCAGACUGUGAUAACGCUCAAGAGAAUGCGCGAUGAUUUGAGACGUGUGUAAACUACGUGACGCAAAUUAUGAAAGCCUCACUGGAACU
Molecule: messenger RNA, 1038 nt
Organism: Alternaria alternata
Lineage: Eukaryota; Fungi; Ascomycota; Dothideomycetes; Pleosporales; Pleosporaceae
Exons: 1
Coding region: 184-897 (237 amino acids)
Source: RefSeq, a predicted model, not a curated record